Messenger RNA from Hyaena hyaena (striped hyena), 1350 nucleotides. RefSeq names its product transcription factor AP-2 epsilon (gene TFAP2E). The record is from RefSeq and is a predicted model, not a curated record. Gene Ontology annotation, biological process: regulation of cell population proliferation; regulation of transcription by RNA polymerase II; anatomical structure development. The transcript is spliced from 7 exons. Gene Ontology annotation, cellular component: nucleus. NCBI's taxonomy places the organism in Eukaryota, Metazoa, Chordata, Mammalia, Carnivora, Hyaenidae. Bases 1 to 1350 code for a protein of 449 amino acids. Gene Ontology annotation, molecular function: DNA-binding transcription factor activity, RNA polymerase II-specific; RNA polymerase II transcription regulatory region sequence-specific DNA binding.
AUGCUGGUGCACACGUACUCUGCCAUGGAGCGCCCCGACGGGCUGGGCGCCGCGACCGGCGGGGCCCGCCUGUCGUCCCUGCCCCAGGCGGCCUACGGGCCGGCGCCGCCGCUCUGCCACACGCCCGCCGCCGCCGCCGCCGCCGACUUCCAGCCGCCCUACUUCCCGCCGCCCUACCCGCAGCCGCCUCUGCCCUACGGCCAGGCGCCCGACGCCGCGGCCGCCUUUCCUCACCUGGCCGGGGACCCGUACGGCGGCCUGGCGCCCCUGGCACAGCCACAGCCUCCGCAGGCGGCCUGGGCCGCGCCUCGCGCCGCCGCCCGCGCCCACGACGAGCCGCCCGGCCUGCUGGCGCCGCCCACCCGCGCCUUGGGCCUCGACCCGCGCCGCGACUACGCCGCCGCCGCCGCCGCCGCCGCCGCCGCCGUGCCGCGGCUCCUGCACGGCCUGGCCGACGGCGCGCACGGCCUGGCCGACGCGCCGCUCGGCCUCCCGGGGCUGGCGGCGCCGCCCGGCCUGGAGGACUUGCAGGUCAUGGAUGAGCCGGGAAUGAGCCUUCUCGACCAGUCCGUGAUCAAGAAAGUCCCCAUCCCCUCCAAAGCCAGCAGCCUCUCGGCCCUCUCAUUGGCCAAAGACAGCCUGGUUGGUGGCAUCACGAACCCCAGUGAGGUCUUCUGCUCGGUGCCAGGUCGGCUCUCACUGCUCAGCUCAACGUCCAAGUACAAGGUGACGGUGGGGGAGGUCCAGCGGCGACUCUCACCUCCCGAGUGCCUCAAUGCCUCCCUCCUAGGCGGUGUCCUUCGCAGGGCCAAGUCCAAGAAUGGGGGCCGCUGCCUGCGGGAACGGCUAGAGAAGAUUGGGCUCAAUUUGCCAGCCGGCCGUCGCAAGGCCGCCAACGUAACACUUCUGACUUCACUGGUGGAGGGAGAGGCCGUGCACCUGGCUCGAGACUUUGGCUACGUCUGUGAGACUGAGUUCCCGGCCAAGGCAGCUGCCGAGUACCUGUGCCGACAGCACGCUGACCCCGGGGAACUGCACAGCCGCAAGAGCAUGCUGCUGGCCGCCAAGCAGAUCUGCAAGGAGUUUGCAGAUUUGAUGGCUCAGGACCGCUCACCGCUGGGCAACAGCCGCCCAGCACUCAUCCUGGAGCCCGGAGUACAGAGCUGCCUGACACACUUUAGCCUAAUCACCCAUGGCUUUGGUGGGCCCGCCAUCUGUGCUGCCCUUACUGCCUUCCAGAACUACCUGCUGGAGUCACUCAAGGGGCUGGACAAGAUGUUCCUAAGUGGUGCGGGCAGUGGGCGUGGGGACACCAAGGCUUCAGAGAAGGAUGCCACGCACCGGAAAUAA